AUGGCGGAAAGCAGAAGCGUCCGACUGUCAAUCAUGCAAACCGAGACUGAGCGAUUGACUCUAUCAGCUGCACGGCCAGUGUUCCUCAGAUGGGAUCGCUCUGCCACUGGUUAUGAUAAGAUUGCUACAUUAUGGAGAUGGGUUGCAGGUUUAGGUAAACGCAUGGCACUCAUCAGUGGAGCUCUGCGACCGUUGGAUGCCGGAAAAUUCGUCGUUGAGCAUGGAAGACUGAUCAAAAUCAAUGAAGAUGGUGUGCAGCGUGUGGCCAAAAUGAUCUACGAUGCUGCAAAAGAUGGCACAAUUGCAGAAGUGCAAUUUUCUGCGCAUGCUGUGCAUCCAUCGGGCAAGGGUAAGGCAGUUGUUGACUGGGUUUUCCUGACCGACACCAUCAACUUCUCAUUCUGGCCAGACAAGGGAGAUAAGUACGAUGUGACGUACAAGGGAACGAAAUAUACUGGUUACUUUGCGGGUUGUGCUGCAGUCAAUAAGGCACUUGACGCAGGAGUGAAACUAACGGAUGCAGAAUGGAUGUCGAAAGUUACUAGGGAACAGUUAGAUGACAUAUUCAAGUCUGAUGGCGGAUACUCUAUUCCCUUACUUGAUGAACGCCUCAAAGCUAUCAAUGACGCGGGGAAAGUCUUACUUGAGAAAUGGAACGGAUCCUUCUAUAAUUGUAUUCUUGCGGCUAAUAGGAGUGCUGAAAAGCUUCUGAACAUUAUUAUCGAGAACUUUGAGUCGUACAGAGAUUUUGCGGAGUUUCAAGGACGGAAAAUUGCGUUCCUGAAAAGAGCACAAAUCCUCAUAGCAGAUAUCUAUGAAGCGCUCAAGGAUAAUGAUCCUGCUUGUAACUUUACGGAUAUUGGAGCCUUAACGAUUUUCGCUGAUUAUCGGGUGCCGCAGGCUUUGGCUUACUUGGGAGUUCUGGAAUACUCAAAUGAACUUCUGGAAAUUCUAUCAAAAAAGCAGCAUUUGAAAAGUGGAAGCCCAGAAGAAGUUGAGCUGAGAGGCGCAACGAUUUGGGGAUGCGAGAAAAUCGUUUCGGCUAUAGAAAAAUUGCGUGCAGCAGAGGGUGGUGUCGUUCAACCCAUCUAUGCUAUCGAUGUCGAUGUAUAUGUAUGGGUUUAUCGUCGCAAGCAUGCUGCCGAAAUCGAGGGCAAGGUGCCCUUCCAUCGUACUCGUUGCAUCUACUACUAGGUUGACGUUACCAUAUCAUAGCUCACUUUCUUGUAGUUCAGUCAGAAUAGGUAAACUUGUUGUUAAUGCAUGAUGUUCAUAUCUGCAAUUUCCUGUGUUCUUGUUGAUUUUGUGCUUAAGCUUGUUAUUCUGUCAACUAAUAAAGAACUACU
Molecule: messenger RNA, 1346 nt
Organism: Cylicocyclus nassatus
Lineage: Eukaryota; Metazoa; Nematoda; Chromadorea; Rhabditida; Strongylidae
Source: the annotation of a GenBank genome assembly